Molecule: messenger RNA, 1430 nt
Organism: Anopheles aquasalis
Lineage: Eukaryota; Metazoa; Arthropoda; Insecta; Diptera; Culicidae
Product: isoaspartyl peptidase/L-asparaginase
Cellular component (GO): cytoplasm
Molecular function (GO): asparaginase activity
Source: RefSeq, a predicted model, not a curated record
GUAGCUCUUGAUCACGAAACACAUACCGUUACGUAGCUCCCCUUUGCUUAUCACUCGACCCAGUAAACAGCAGCCUCCGAUGCCGCUGCGCUAUCACUUGCACCGACAGUGUUCCUGCUGAGCUGCAAAGUAUCACAAUAUCGUCGCUGCAGUGCACGCCGCGAUUUACGCCGUCGUUCGGUUUCUUCCAACAAAGGCCGGCACCAAUUCCUGGUCCUGCUGUGUCGCACCAUCGUGCUAAAAGUGUCCAACAAAACGAUGUCCCACCCGCGGUGGUUGUUUGUAUCCGCAUUAUUGCUCUGCGUGAAGCUGUGUUUCAGCGUGGAACCGAUUGUGAUUGUUCACGGUGGUGCCGGUACGGUGAGCAGUGACCGGGUACCGGGGAAGCUGCGCGGCGUUUCAACGGCAGCCCAGGUCGGGUACCAGGUGCUGGCCGGGAAUGGCAGCGUACUGGAUGCCGUCAUCGAGGCGAUCCGGGUGAUGGAGGUCGAUAGCUACUUCAACGCUGGCUACGGUUCCGUGCUGAACAUCGAGGGCGACGUCGAGAUGGAUGCGAGCAUUAUGGAUGGCAGGAACCGGGCCACGGGCGCCCUCAGUGGUAUCCGUGACCUACUGCAUCCGAUUCGGCUAGCGCGCGCCAUCAUGGAUCACUCGGGACACAACUUUCUCGUGGGCGAAGGGUUGAAGGCAUUCGCGACCGAGCGUGGCUUCACCUUUCUCGAACCACCGGGCCAGCUGGUGACGCAGUACGCCAAGGAGGCGCUCGAAGCGUGGAAGGCAUCGGACCGUAGUGAACGACUCGGAGAGGGCGGUACAGUCGGGGCCGUUGCGAUGGAUGUGUACGGUAACAUCGCGGCCGCUACGUCAACGGGGGGAACCACCGGUAAGCGGGUUGGUCGGGUCGGUGAUACACCGAUCAUCGGUUCCGGUACGUUCGCCGAUAAUCGCCUCGGUGGCCUUUCGGUAACGGGCGAUGGUGACAUCAUUAUGAAGGUUUGUCUGGCGUACGAUGUGCUCCGGACGGCGCAACUCACGGGCAGUCCGGUGCAGCAAACGGCCGAUCAGUUACUGGAAGAGAUGGGCACGUCGUUCGGUGGCACGGGAGGACUGGUUGGUGUUGAUACUGCCGGGGAACCCGUGGUGGCCCACAAUUCCGUGCACAUGUCCUGGGCAUACCAGCGUGGCAGCACCAUUGCCUACGGAGCGAAUAAGGAGGAUUUUAACAUUCUACCACCACCGACUGUUACCGGGCAACAGGUACAUGCUGACUUCUGAAACGGGCGUUGAUUACAACAUUCCAUUCCGUGUGAAGGAUUAUUGUUAUGAUAACGCAAGCGAUGUGAUAAGAUGAAAGUGCUUCCACCUGUAUUUGAGUAUUGAAUUCUGCUGAAAUGGUAUGCAAUAGAUGUGUCAGCGAGUCGCCAUAGCAA